UCUCCAACAACUUAGUUUAUUGGAUCUCGAGUUAGGUCAGCUUAGUUAUCACAAAUAAUCCUUCGGGGCGUAGCCUCGUUCUUAUGACCAUGUUGUCAUGAUAUUAAAUCUCGUGACAAUGAAAUAAUGUGUAUGGUGGCUUGAUUAUAGACGUAGGACUUCAAUUGGCCUUGUUCUUCUUGUGAUAACAGCCAAUUUCGGCUUCAUGUAAGUAUGGCUGUGUUGGUCAGCUUUCAAUUGGCAGCGGUUAACAACAGAGUAAUCGUGACAUACCAGGCUGUACUUUUCAUGCCUGUCAUGUUAGACAAGCAGCAACAUGUAUACCUCGGGGGCCUCAGGCGUCGAAGUAUAAAAUACCCCAUGUCUCCGGCUUAAACGCGUCUUCAUAUAAUCAAGCAAAGUGAUAAUCAACAGUCAAGUGCCUAGCAGUUAUAAUCAGCAAAUAUGCAUUAUCUCAAGAUCUACAACAGAUCUAAUCACCCUCAGAGAUUCCAAUGUCAUGGAUACUAUAACGACAAAGAUGUGACGAUUAAUGCAAACAGCGAAAUCAGCAUCGAGGCCCCUGAUGGUAGUAAAGGUGCAAUCAUUGCAGUCCACGACGACAUCAUUGGCGAGCAAUGUGAAAUCAACAAGGCCGGCUGGCAGGGGAAUGACUUUAUCGAUAUCAGCAACAUUGUCGGCGCCGGCGGCAAUAUGACCUGCCAGCAGAUUGGCGACCCUCCAGGAAAGUUUAAAGGUCACGAAACCUUUAUGCAAGCAUGCAACCAGGCCUAUCAUAAACUCCCGCAGGACAAGAAGAACCAGCUCCGUGGCCACGUGUUUUUGGAUGGCAACGGUAAUGUCAAGCGCAUCGGCCCCCCGAAGGAAUUUCAGCCACUGGAGGAAUUUGUAAGGACUUUCGCAAAUGGUCGGACUUACAUUGGUGUCGGUGCUUGGGGACCAAACACUGGAAAUCCGGCAGACAAUGAGCAGAGUAAGGCCGGAAACGGCAGCAAAGAUAUCCGUAUUGUCUAUAGUGACGGAAACGCUGCCCCUGACCCCAAUAAACCAUUCACGGGCCAAUCGGUUGAUUCAGCCACAGUUAACAUGCUAAGUUUGGCGAAUAGCGAUGAUUUCGCGAUCAAGGAUGCCAAUGGAAUCGAAGAAAAUGGAACCGCUACACUGAUGGUAGUGAAUGAGCUUGGCCCUGGUAUUCAACUAACCAACAAGUCGGGUAAGAAGAACACUUACUACUUCUACGACAAUUACUGGAAUGGCAAUGGCGAGGCAGGUGCCAACUUCGACCACCCGUUGAAGCACGUCGAAUUGGGGCCCAACCAGACUGUCCACGUGCCUCUAGAUUUGAAAUUCAAGGGUCGUGUCCAGCGGGGAGACCAACUACCGGCUACCUGGGGCGAAUUUCAAGUCAAGGCAGCAGACGAUGGACGCGCCCAUGGUGACAUCUCGCUCCAGCAAGGGUGUGAUGGCGCAGCCACUGUCGCGUCAACAGAUGGAACCAAUGUGUCGAAUGGGUUCGAGAAGGACAUUCUAAAGGAUGCACCUGGAGCGGCAGUUGAGAAGAAGCCCAAUGGCGAAAAGGCCCUUGCAAGCACCGAGGGUAAUUGGAAAGGUCCUGGCAACCAGGCUGCAACGGAUUGGGAAUAUAAGCAACUUGGCUCUACGAGGGCUUACAUUAAAGGUGGAUCUGGAGUUCCAGAUGUGGCCAGCAAGAACAACUGCCUUCACUUUACCUUUUUCGUGCCUUAGAUACAGUCUUUUGGGUCAUCUUCUCGGGUUUUCACGGUUUAAAUAUGGAAUGGUAAGACCUCUCUGGUAGAAUGGUCGUUGGAACACUCUUUUCAAUGCAAUGAUAAUUAAGUAGACAUAGCUAGAUAGAUAUAUAACAUUCACUUGUUCACCUGCA
Molecule: messenger RNA, 1903 nt
Organism: Hypoxylon fragiforme
Lineage: Eukaryota; Fungi; Ascomycota; Sordariomycetes; Xylariales; Hypoxylaceae
Exons: 3
Coding region: 445-1746 (433 amino acids)
Source: RefSeq, a predicted model, not a curated record